AACUUUACCCAAUUACCUUUCCAUUUGUAUUCUCCCAAAAAUACCAAACCCUUCACAAUUUUAUCUCUUCACUCCUUCACUCAAUUUCACAUCCAUUCCUGUAUCUAUAUAUCUAUAUCUAUAUAUUAUAUCUAACUGUAUAUUCUCUCAAACUAAACUUGAAAAUCAUGAACACCCACGAAACACACAUCAUGUCAGACACAAUAUUCGAAUGUAUAAUCCCAUAUAUCCAAAACACCCACGACAGACAAUCACUUUCUUUAGUAUGCAAACGUUUUUACGAGCUUGAAUCACAAACACGCAAACACAUAAUGGUUGCCCUGUGUUAUACAGCUACACCAAAACAGCUUUUCAAAAGGUUUCCUUAUUUAGAAAGUAUUAAACUCAAAGGAAAGCCACGUGCUGCCAUGUAUAACUUGAUCCCAGAAGACUGGGGUGGGUUUGUUACUCCUUGGGUUGUUGAGAUUGCUACGUCUUUUUCGUGUUUAAAGGCGGUUCAUUUUCGACGAAUGAUUGUUAAAGAUGGUGAUCUUGAGAUUCUUGCGGGUUCUCGUGGUCAUGUUCUGCAAGUUGUUAAGCUUGAUAAGUGUUCCGGGUUUUCGACUGAUGGGUUGUUGUAUAUUUGUCGAGCUUGCAGGAACCUCAAAACCUUUUUCUUAGAAGAGAGCCAAGUAAUAGAAAAGGAUGGACAGUGGUUACACGAGCUAGCUUUAAACAACACCGUUCUUGAAACGUUAAACUUUUACAUGACAGAUCUUUGCCAAGUUAACUUUAAAGACCUUGAACUUAUAGCCAGAAAAUGUAAGAAUUUGGUCUCGGUUAAAAUUGGUGAAUGUGAAAUCUUGGAUCUUGUUGGUUUCUUUAAAGCUGCUGUUUCACUUGAAGAAUUUGGUGGCGGUUGCUUUAAUGAUCAAACUGAACAAUAUUCUGCAGUGUCAUAUCCUCCAAAAUUAUGUCGAUUAGGACUAAAUUACAUGAGUACAAAUCAGAUGCCCAUUGUAUUUCCCUUUGCUUCAAGGCUUAAAAAGUUGGAUCUCCUCUAUGCACUUCUUGACACAGAGGAUCAUUGUAACUUGCUACCUAAGUGUCCCAAUCUUGAAGUUCUUGAGACAAGGGAUGUAAUUGGAGACAGGGGAUUGGAAGUUCUUGCUCUUUUCUGCAAGAAAAUGAGGCGCCUUAGAAUCGAGCGAGGAGCUGAUGAACAAGAAAUGGAAGAUGAAGAAGGCAUAGUUUCUGAAAGAGGCCUCACUGCCUUAUCACAGGGCUGUAUCGAAUUAGAAUACAUUGCUGUGUAUGUAUCAGAUAUCACUAAUGCAGCUUUAGAAACCAUGGGCAUGCACCUAAAAAACCUCUGUGAUUUCCGCAUGGUCUUGCUAGAGAGACAAGAAGUAAUUACAGAUUUACCCCUUGACAAUGGAGUCCGAGCUCUGUUAAGUGGCUGCCAAAAGCUUAAAAGAUUUGCUCUCUAUCUUCGACCAGGAGGGUUGACCGAUGUGGGUUUGACUUAUAUUGGUCAAAAUAGUCAAAAUAUAAGAUGGAUGCUGUUAGGUUAUCUUGGAGAGUCUGAUGCAGGGCUUUUAGACUUCUCCCAAGGGUGUCCUAGUUUGCAAAAGCUAGAAGUUAGGGGAUGCUUUUUUAGUGAACAAGCAUUGGCUAUUGCGGUUUUACAUUUAAGGUCUCUAAGGUACCUUUGGGUACAGGGGUAUAAGGGGUCUUCCAGUGGGUGUGAUCUUUUAACAAUGGCACGCCCGUUUUGGAAUAUUGAAAUAAUUUCUUCUAGAAGGGUUCUAAUUGGAGAAGAGGAGAUUGACCAUCCUGCUCAUGUACUUGCUUAUUACUCUCUUGCUGGUCCAAGAACAGAUUUCCCACCUUCCGUUAUCUCAUUGGAUUAUGUUCCUGUUCUUGAGGAAUAGAUGUGUAUGCAUUUCGGAUCACGAAAUAUACUCUUCUUCAGAAGAAUGGUUAAAGUAAGUUCUAUCUGUUUCUGGUUCGUGUUUCUUGUUUAGUAGAUGUUCAGAGUAAUGUUCCCCUCUCUUUUUUUUUUUGGUUUCCCAUAUUAAGUUAUUGGUUUGUUGUAUAUCCUAAACAAUUAGCAUGUGAUAAGUUUGUUGUAAUAUUGAAUUAUUGAUAAGCUUUUGUGGUA
This is a messenger RNA of Erigeron canadensis, 2143 nucleotides long. Its product is annotated as coronatine-insensitive protein 1-like. The transcript has 3 exons. The record is from RefSeq and is a predicted model, not a curated record. The coding region runs from base 168 to 1913 and encodes 581 amino acids. NCBI's taxonomy places the organism in Eukaryota, Viridiplantae, Streptophyta, Magnoliopsida, Asterales, Asteraceae. Gene Ontology annotation, biological process: SCF-dependent proteasomal ubiquitin-dependent protein catabolic process. Gene Ontology annotation, cellular component: SCF ubiquitin ligase complex.